AAUAGAAAGGAAAGAAUAGAUUGGAAAAACAGAAAAGGCAAAUUCAACACAGAUAUUUGCUGAGCAAAUAGAAGCGAAGCUUAAUUUCUUUCUCACACAGAUUUGACAUGGCAAAAUCACACGUUCCACUCUAGGGUUUCUCUCUCCACGCUCUGUUCGUCAUUCACUCGGUCUGUUAUCAAACCUUUGCAGUUUUGGUGGAACUACCUCCACUGAUACCUUUUGUUUUUGUUUUUGUUUCUUCUUUGGGUCUGGGGAGGUCCACCACUUGGAUGGGGCCUAAGUGAUACCCCAUUAAGGUGGUAGGGGAGAGGGAAGAGUUUUGAAGGUACACUGGGAGGGGGUUGAAUCUGUUCUAAUGAGCACACUGAGCACACUGCAUUAUUCUAAGGGAAGAAGCGUUACAGUUUUGGCAAGUGAGAUGAGUGGAAGUGGCAGAAAGCGCUCUACAAAGUGGGAUUUGAGAGAUGAUCCUGAGUUUGUACUUGAUAGUAAGCAAUUGCGGGCUGGGUGGUCCUCUGCAGAUGUUGCUGGUGGCAAUAGUUCAAAGUGGUCUUAUUUGGAAGGCAGUGAUAAAUCAAAGCCUGGUAUGGGAUUUUCAUCUAAUGAACCUUUUCCUGGAGGCAGGGGGUCAAAUAAGGGUGAUAUUAUGAAUAAAGACCAUACAUUUUUGGAUGCUACGAUGGAAUGGGAUGCAGAUGAAAAUUAUAGAAAGAAAAUGUCUCCUGGGUUUGAGGAAUGGAAAAAUAAGAGACAUAGUCAAUCCCCCAAAAAUGGUUGGAGCAGGUCAGUGAGAAGUCGGAGCAGGAGCCCUCCUCAUGGUUUUAGGUGGGAUUCUGGAGUCAAUGAGAAAAAUAGGAUGAGAGCUGGAGUAUCAACACAACCAUGUAGAGAUUUUGCUGCUGGUAAAUGCAGGAGAGGUAGCCAUUGCCAUUUUCUUCAUCAUGAUAAUAAAAAUCACGAGGAUAGUUGGGAAAAUAAGUGCAGGGAAGAUGGGGCUCCCAGAUAUUCUGCACCGCAUGAGAGUAGAGACCAUUCUCAUAAGAGUGGUAGAUCUAAUGAAACUUGUAUUAACUAUGCAAAAGGUAGGUGUAGAAUGGGAGCAUCAUGUAAGUUUGUGCAUCAUAACAAUUCUGAUGGACACGGUAAAGUUUCUAUGGAUGAAUUAACUAGAGAAAGGGAAGUUGAUAGAAGGCACAGAGAUAGUUCUUUUGAGCAGGGUGGUGGGCAUGGGCCAAACCGUAGUGGUGAAACACUCUGCAAAUAUUUUGCAAAUGGAAAUUGUCGUAAUGGUAAAUAUUGUAGAUUUUCUCAUGAUAAGCAAGCAUGUACAAGCCCUAAUAGAAGAGUAAGAGAUGAUAGGUGGCCAGGCAAUCCAGGAGGAGAUAAUCAGAUGCUGGAUAGGCCAAAAUUGAGUGACUCAUUAAGUCCUCAUAGAAGGCUAAGAGAUGAUAGGUGGGAUUCAGAUGGUAAAGCUGAUGCAGAUAAAGUUUUGGACGGUCCAAAGCGGACUGAUACAGUUGCUGUCCCUGAUACAGUAAAGCUUGUUGAUGACAAAAGUGGAGGUGUGGGUACCACAGAGCCAGGAUUUACUGCUUGGCCCCCGAGGGAUGGAUGGGGUCAUAGCUUGGAUAAGAGCAAAGUGCGUGGUGAACCACCAUUUUCAAGUGAUAAGAAGGAAGGUGACAGUUGGAUAGCUGGAAGUACUGGUGCCAACAAGCAUAGUUUCCAUACAACAGGUACAGACAUUUGGCUUGGUGAUGCAAAAAUGUCUCCGGAUUGGGAUUACAGGGUGGGAUCUUCCAGCCGUAUUGAAAAAGGUCAUGAACAAAAUAAGCAUGGGAUAACACAAAGUGGUAUGUAUUUAGCUGCCUCUGAACAUGACAGAACUCAAAUUGCCCCAGGACAAGGCUUUAAUCAGAAUGCCCAGAGUUUAAAUCCUCUGCAUUCUUCAAGCAGCCAAGCAAUUGCUCAAAGUCAUGUGGCAGCUUCCAUUCUUCCAUCAAGAGGAGGAAUUGUUGAUGGUAUGCAGAACCAACAAGUCUCUACUGAGAAAAAGUACAUUGCUGAAUCCAAUAUCAUGGAUGCAGGCUUAUCACAAGUUAGUUCAAAAAAUCCUCCUCCAACUCAGAACGUGGUAGGCAAAGAACAGCUUGCUCAGCUUACCAAUCUCACAGCCUCUCUGGCUCAUAUCCUUGGGACAGGUCAGCAGCUGCCACAACUUUAUUCUGCCUUGAUAUCUCAUGAUGCAAAGGGCACUCCCUCCCUAGCAAAAACUGAAGUGCCUGCUAUGUCUGUUUCCAAUACAUUAAUCAAGCCAGAUCCUGCUGUUGGACUCCCGGAGCAGUAUGAUCCAAUGUUUGACAGUAUUGAGCAAAAGAGUGCUGUUGCAAGUGGGGUGCCCCCAGUCAUUCCUUCAAGAAAAAUUGCAGAAGAUGAAGUAGAAAUUCCGUCAAAGUUGUCUAACUCAGAGAAACAAAAUUGUGGUGAUUCUUUGAAGGCUGCUUGCUCAGAAGAACUUGUCAAGAGUGAUCAUGUAAUCCAGUUGCAGCUGGGUCAAAACACUGAGGUUAAUAAGGAUAACAAGGAAGUGGUAGCCGAGGAAAGGAAAAAUUCUCAGGAUGAUCAUAAAAAUAGUCCUUUGGAAAACAUGGACCCAAAUGAUGGUCCUGAUGAGGCCAAGAAAACUAAAGACAUGAAGGGGAUUCGUGCAUUUAAAUUUGCGUUGGUUGAAUUUGUUAAGGAGCUUCUGAAACCAACAUGGAAAGAUGGUCGAAUUACCAAAGAAGAUUAUAAAACAAUUGUGAAAAAAGUUGUUGAUAAAGUAACUGGUACCAUGCAGGGGACCCAUAUUCCUCACACACAAGAGAAAAUUGACCAGUAUUUGUCAUUUUCAAAACCAAAGCUUAACAAACUUGUACAGGCAUAUGUGGAAAAGGUUCAGAAGGCUUAGUGCAUUUGUAGAAAUUUGACUGCCAACUCUAUCGGUUAUAUUUUACUCGGCAUUGUUCUCUUCAAUAUGUACUCUGCUUCUUUACCUCUGGAUUUGUCUUUCCCUUGACCUCGGGUACUUCAGUUAUUUUACAGCUCUUGCGUACCUACGAUAUUGGAGCUUUUCUUUAGGCCUUUUAUUAUUUUUUCCGUCGUUUCGUCGGGGAAAAAAUUAUUGGGUGUUGAUGCCAUUGGUCAAUAGUUCGCAACACCAAUGUUAGGCAGUUGUUAUGGGAUUUGUUUUAUUUUUCUAGUUUAUUGUAAUCAUAGGAGGCUAUUUCUUUUUCAUAACUGAGCCACGGAACCGAAAGAUGGUGGAGUUCAAUGCCUGAUUGUUUCGAACUGAACGGACGAGGUGUCAAUUGUCGACAUUUUGCACUAGAAAUUUCUAUGCAGUUUGCGUCUAUGUAUGCUACUAGUCAUUCUACUCAAAAUAUAGAGAAUAAUG
Molecule: messenger RNA, 3439 nt
Organism: Abrus precatorius (Indian licorice)
Lineage: Eukaryota; Viridiplantae; Streptophyta; Magnoliopsida; Fabales; Fabaceae
Product: zinc finger CCCH domain-containing protein 38-like
Exons: 6
Coding region: 359-2953 (864 amino acids)
Molecular function (GO): metal ion binding
Source: RefSeq, a predicted model, not a curated record